This is a messenger RNA of Ustilago hordei, 1119 nucleotides long. RefSeq lists its product as uncharacterized. Lineage: Eukaryota; Fungi; Basidiomycota; Ustilaginomycetes; Ustilaginales; Ustilaginaceae. The transcript has 2 exons. The record is from RefSeq and is a predicted model, not a curated record. Gene Ontology annotation, molecular function: protein binding. Bases 1 to 1119 code for a protein of 372 amino acids.
AUGGCAAAACCGUACUGGAUAAUUCGUCACCACGGAUCAACUGCCAUCCGAUCGCUCUCAUCGCAUCCCUCCCUCAACAUGCUCGCUGCCGGAGACGAUUGCGGACUUGUCUCGCUGUCCGACCUGACCAACUUUCGACCGAGGUUCAAAUGGAAAGCUCACACCGAUUCUAUCCUUACCGUCGUCAUUCUUUCGAGAACUUGCCUGCUGACUCAUUCGAGGGAUAAUACUCUGAAGCUCUGGAAACUGCCGAGUUCGAGUUGCAGUUCCUCUUGGUUCGGAAGUGGGGUCCGCGGGGUUGAGGAGAGGCAGCCGGAAUGUGUGAGAAUGAUAGCUGUUAAUGGAUUGAAUUUUUCCAAAUGCUCUUAUAGAAAGGGUUUCGUAGCUCUUCCAAACACUCUGGAUGCAGCUUACAUAGAUGUUAUAGACAUCAACACUGGUAUUAGAACACACGAAGCCAUAGGAAAGGCAGAUAUUUCUCCUUCAGCUUUCCGUCUUCCAAUCGUAAUGAGUCUACAUCUCACAUCGAACACAGUUAUCGCAGGCUACGAAGACGGAUGGCUAAAAAAAUGGACUCUCUCCGGAAGCCUGCUAUGGCAAAAAAGAUGUCACAGCGAACCACUAACCUGCCUCGACAUAUCCCAACAUCUUUCUUUCGGUAUGAGCGUAGCAGCAGACGACCGUCUUGUACGAUUCUCACUGCAUUCUCAACAUGACAUCUAUUCACCAGAUAUGACAAGAACAAAUACUCCAGGUCAUGCAAGUAUAGCCAUUGCUCCAAACGGUACAUCUUGUGCCCUUGCGGCUUGGAAUGGCUCAAUAAGAGUGUACAGUGUGGAAAACACGCAAAUCGAGCAGUUGUCAAGCUUGCACUACCACACGGAUACUGUUGAGUGUCUGGCCUUUGCUUAUGUUAAAAUCAGAGAGGACGAUGAUGAUGAAGACCAACAGCAAGACCAAGAGGAUGAGGAUGAGGAUGAGGAUGAGGAUGAGGAUGAGGAUGAGGAGGAUGAGGAGAAAGAUGAGCGGGAGAGUGGACAGGUAACAGCAAAAAACACAGAGCUUAUCCUAGCAGCUGGCGGAAGAGACGGCAAAAUCAGUCUGUGGAAAUAUCAAUGA